GCUAUUCUCUAACAUGGCGUUUCUGGGCGAAGUCUCACUUCAGAAAGAACGAUUCUCACUGUUACUUCUUGAACCUGGAGAAAUUUAUUUUGAAGAUUUUAGUGUCUUCUUCUACCCACCUGAGCUUCCAGAAGAAGAGGCCAUAAGGAGGAGAAUACGAGGACGGUUAAAGGUUUGCUCCAAGUCUAUCGUCUUUGACCCUCAGGACACCUCCCAGCCUGUCGUCAAGCUUCCUCUUCGAGAAUGUAUCAAGAUUGACAAAUGGACAGGUCCACUCCUCUCCAGGCUCGGCAGCCGAGAGGAUGUUAUUGUCAUCAAAUGCAAGCAGAAAAUUGAAAUGAAGGCCAAUAACAUCAUCGGACCAUAUGAGUUUAAAAAGGGUAUUUCCAAGCACCUUUUUUCGUUAAACUAUGUCACCCCUGAUGAUGUGCUCCAAAUGAUGUGUCAGUUACACAGGGCAUCUACAUUGCCACUGGCCGAUGAAGCAGGCAUGAUAGCAGCCAUCGUCUUCUCUUACUACAACCGCAUCAAGUUCAACACCAGUUGGCUGGAGACCUUGUACGAGCAGAUCGUCAUGGAGACGUCGGGAGAUCACAUCACACCGUUGGUUGUCAACCCAGGCCGCAUCAUGCUGACUUCCUCUAGGUUAUACUUCCAACCCUUCAACAAUGUGGAAUCGGUUCCUGUUAUCAAGAUCAAGUUGUCUGAUAUCAAGAGAUUAACAAAAAGACGGUUUCUUCUCCGAGAAGUGGGUCUUGAAAUCUUUUGUACGGAGGGAUCAUUCAAGUCCAACAUGUUCCUGGCAUUCUCUAAGCCGGAGGACAGAAACCGUCUGUACAAGGACAUCUUGGCCCAAGAAGGUGUGUCGUUGAAGGAAUCGCCACCGGAGAACAUGACGCUACUCUGGCAAAAUGGCAUCAUCUCCAACUUUGACUACUUGAUGUACUUGAACAGCCAAGCAGACAGGAGCUUCAAUGACCUGACCCAGUACCCCGUCUUCCCAUGGAUCAUUGCAGACUACACCAGCGAGGAGCUGGACCUGGCUAACCCUGCAACAUUUCGAGACCUCAGCAAGCCAGUUGGGGCGCUCAACGCGGAGCGAUUAGAAGCUUUUAAGGAGCGGACGAUCGACAUGCCGGAACCUAAGUUUCUCUAUGGUUCACAUUACUCCACCCCAGGUUAUGUGUUGUACUACUUGGUACGAGUGGCUCCAGAAUAUUCUUUGUGUUUGCAAAACGGCAAGUUUGACCAAGCGGAUAGGCUGUUCAAAAGCAUUGCGGAAACGUGGAACAACGUCCUGUCCCUCCCUUCGGACGUCAAGGAACUUAUCCCUGAGUUCUACCAGCCGGAAAUGGCUGACUUCCUCAUCAACAGGAGCGGGCUGAACCUAGGGGUGCAACAGGAUGGGUCAAAGGUCAAUCGAGUGCAGCUGCCGCCUUGGGCAGAAGAUGAGGUGGAUUUCUGUCGGAAGUGUCGCAAGGCACUGGAAUGCGAUCAUGUCUCCCAGAACCUGCACGGCUGGAUUGACCUUAUCUUUGGCUACAAACAGCGGGGACCUGAAGCCGUGAAUGCUGAUAAUGUGUUUUACUAUCUGACCUAUGAGGGCGCUAUUGAUCUGGAUAACAUCAAGGACCCCAAUGAGAGAGCAGCCAUCAAGGUCCAGAUCAUGGAGUUUGGACAAACGCCAAAACAGCUCUUCAUAAAGCCACACCCAAGCAGGUUCUCCCCGGCUGGGCCAGCAUCGAGACAUUCCAACAACAGCAGUCCGGUUCCGAUCCCACCCCCUGUUGACGAUAAACCAACAAGCGACAGGCCGAGAUCUGACUCUGACGUUCUCACUGAGGGAACCCACCCUGCUGCGGAAGAUCUGGAAGGGGAGACAGCUAGCUCUGCUCCAAGGAAAGGAUCUCCGUUGUCACACCAGUGGGAUCGGAUGGACCAGUUACAGCCAUCCUGUCAGCAUAAACUGCACAAGGAUACCGUCAAAGAUGUCCAGGUCUCUGACAACGGGAAAAUGGUUUUCUCUGUAUCUCUAGACACCAGUUUGAAGCUAUACUCGACUGAAGACCAGCGCCAGCGGCGCAGCAUCAACAUAUCCAGUAUGCCGCUCUCGUCCUUGAGUGCAAUGCCUGAUGGGAAGACAGUCCUUGUUGGAUCCUGGGACAACUCACUAUACCUGUACUCUAUCGAGUACGGCCGCAUCGUGGACAAGCUCAUGGCUCAUGAUGACGCGGUCUCUGCAUUGCGCCUGCAAGGCGAUAUCUUGGUCACUGCGUCCUGGGACUCGACGGUCAAGGUCUGGACAGGAGAGAGUCUGUGCGGGGAGGGGAACGGUAGCGUCCGGUUGGACAGUGUCCAGAUGAUGGCCGAGUUCGAUCAUGAAACAGGGGUGAGCUGUUUUGACGUCAACAGCGAUAAUUCGUUAGUCUUGUCGGGUACGCGUGACAGCACCGUGUACAUAUGGGACAUCGCAUCGCGUUCUAUGCUGAGAUCCAGCAUGAGUCACACCGGUAUGGUUCAUGACGUCAAGUUCAGUCCAGAUGGCAAGAAAGUCUUAUCAGCUGGAGAAGAUCGCUUCAUGAGAGUGGUUGAUGUCCAGACAGGGACGGAAGUAUUUGCCAAAGAGACAGAUAAUGAAAUAAGAUGUGUUGUCUGGGGCGAGAAUACCGUGUUAGCUGGGAGUUCGUCUGGGGAGCUGUUGGUGUGGGACAUGACCAGGGCACAACUCGUGGCUAGCAUCCCAGGUCAUGAUGAUGCCAUUAGCUGUAUCCAGGCAACCACUGACGGACAGACAGUGGUGACCGGAGGAAACGACAAGAAAGUCAUUGUGUGGAAGGUCAGGUGACCCCAGCGGUGAGGUCGGAGGGCAAUAAAAGGGCAGCCAAUGACAAGUCAGUAUUGCCAAAGAUCACAGGAACUCCAAAUGAAUAAGAGAUUGGAAAAAUCCCCAAUGCAUCUUAAUAAGUCUUGCCCAAAUUAUUUCCACAGAACUGGAAAAAUUUCCUUUGAAAUAAGAGAUUAACUGUAGUAUGGCUGUUUUGAACAAAUGACACAAACAUUGUAGGCAUUAUAGCAACCAAAGUAUGGCCUUGUUCCCAAUGAAUUUUGUUUUCAGCUUCUGUCUUUUGUCCCUAUGUAGAUCUGUUGGCUGUUUAUCUAUAAAUCUCUGAGUUUUUGGAUUUUUAUUUUUAAUUCAUAUUUAUGUUUUCGUGGAAAACAUCUGUCAAUUUCUGUUUGGCUCUACAACUCAUUACAGCAUGGAUCGAAGCAAAUAUGAUUCGGAAGAGUACGUUAUUGUCUUGAACAGAUAUCAAAUUGGCUGAUGGAAUUCCACUCGGUAAAUUGUAAAGACGCUGAUUUAUUAUCCGCCAGUUGAAUGGCAACGCGUUUUGUACACAUCUCUGAAAUUGAAAUACGCUGCGAAGUACUUUUUCUGUCAAACUGAAUACUCUGAAGUAUUUGAAAACUUGAACCGAAGGGAAAUAACCCACUUUGGUAUUCCAACGGCACAUGGUCAAACUGAAGCAGCUGCAGUAGUCAGCCCUAUUAGUGCAGCCAUACACUGACCCAUAUGCAUGCCCCGUUCUCGAAAGGCCUUGCCUCUUUGAAAUAACGAACUGGCUCAGUGGUUUUAGUGUCUUGAGGAGUGCGUGGCUUCACUGUGUCAUUCUGUAACAAGAUGGGUAUUCCAAUGUUUCUGGGCUGUUGGAAAUACACGGACCUCCCUGGUGCUUUGACAUUUCUCUUCAUUUCUUGGGCUUUUCUUGUAUGUUUGAGAAUAUUUGGAGUUGAUUUGAACUGACCCAUUUCUCAUCAGUACUAUUGUACUUAACAUUGUUCCUUUCAAUGCACCAUUCUGUCAUAUCACAUGUAAUUAUUUCUAUUGUCGUCUUUGUACUUACGUCUUCACAAGAAUCUCAAAAACACACAACUCGUGUAACUGUAAUAUUUUCCUUCAGCUGAAUUUUAAUUUCCACAUUCUUUUCGCUUAUCUACCCUAAAAUAAAAUCGCUAUCCGGAAUAAAAUGCCGCCACGUGGCAAGCAG
Molecule: messenger RNA, 4046 nt
Organism: Acanthaster planci (crown-of-thorns starfish)
Lineage: Eukaryota; Metazoa; Echinodermata; Asteroidea; Valvatida; Acanthasteridae
Product: protein FAN-like
Molecular function (GO): protein binding
Source: RefSeq, a predicted model, not a curated record